Suncus etruscus (white-toothed pygmy shrew) is the source of this 700-nucleotide messenger RNA. It is a transcript of the gene CUTA, whose product is annotated as cutA divalent cation tolerance homolog. The transcript has 6 exons. Gene Ontology annotation, molecular function: copper ion binding. Gene Ontology annotation, biological process: response to metal ion. Lineage: Eukaryota; Metazoa; Chordata; Mammalia; Eulipotyphla; Soricidae. The coding region runs from base 79 to 615 and encodes 178 amino acids. The record is from RefSeq and is a predicted model, not a curated record.
GGGCUUUGUCCUUUGUAAAAUUCCUGGUGGCCUUUUGCUAUUUUCCACCCUCCCUCUCUCUCUCCCAGCCGAGGCUGCAUGUUGGGGGGACGGGCUUCCGCAGUCCUGCUCAGCGGAGGGGCCGCUCUGCUCCUGUCAUUGCUUUGGAUGCCGACGACAUUGCUGCCUAUCGCCUCCCGCCUUUUAUUGCUGCCCCGAGCCUUGCUGUCCAUGGCCUCUGGAAGCCCCCCGGCCCAGCCCACUUCUGCCUCUGGUUCUAGCUAUGUGGCCGGUUCGGUCUCUGCAGCCUUUGUCACCUGCCCCAAUGAGAAGGUCGCCAAGGAGAUCGCCAGGGCUGUGGUGGAGAAGCGUCUCGCAGCCUGUGUCAACCUCAUUCCUCAGAUUACAUCCAUCUAUGAGUGGAAAGGAAAGAUCGAGGAAGACAGUGAGGUGCUGAUGAUGAUUAAAACCCAAAGUUCCUUGGUCCCAGCUUUGACAGAUUUUGUUCGUUCUGUGCACCCUUAUGAAGUGGCCGAAGUGAUCGCGCUGCCCGUGGAGCAGGGGAAUGCACCGUACCUGCACUGGGUGCGCCAGGUGACACAGUCUAUGCCCGAUUCUGGCACAGCCCUACCGUGAUGCUGGCCCAGCGGCAGCUCCACCCCCACUCCCCUUACUUGGAUGCUCUCAGUCUCCCAAGUCCCUAAUAAAUGCUUUCUUUGGU